Polychytrium aggregatum is the source of this 1115-nucleotide messenger RNA. Its product is annotated as u2 small nuclear ribonucleoprotein B''-like protein. The transcript is spliced from 4 exons. Lineage: Eukaryota; Fungi; Chytridiomycota; Chytridiomycetes; Polychytriales. Gene Ontology annotation, biological process: mRNA splicing, via spliceosome. Gene Ontology annotation, cellular component: U1 snRNP. The record is from RefSeq and is a predicted model, not a curated record. The coding region runs from base 224 to 958 and encodes 244 amino acids. Gene Ontology annotation, molecular function: U1 snRNA binding.
GUGUUUCUUCCUCUGGCUCGAUCGCCGACGGAUGCAGACCCGACGCCCCGCUGCGACAUCGGCCUCCCACACUCGCAUCAUCAGCAACGGCAUCCUGCACCAGCGCCGCACAACAGCGCCCCUGAUCCCAGAGUAGCCGCCGCCAGCCACACCCCACAGUCCCAAACCGUAAGCCUCCGUCCUCUUACUCCAGCCCGAGCUCGGUACCACAUCUCCGAUCGCCAUGUCAACAAUCGUCGUCCCCUCGCAAACGCUCUACGUCACAAACAUCAACGGCAAAAUCAAGAAGCCAGAGCUCAAGAGAUCACUCUAUGCGUUGUUUUCGCCGUACGGUCGUGUCCUCGAUGUUGUCGCCGUCCGCAACGCCAAAAUGCGGGAGCAGGCCUUUGUGGUCUUCAAGGAGGUCGCCCAGGCCACAGCGGCGAUCCGUGGAUUACAGGGCUUUCCUUUCUACGACCAACCGAUCAAAAUCACAUAUUCCCGGACCAAGUCCAAUAUCCUGACGAUUAUGGAAGGAAGCAUGAUCAAGCGAAGCAAGCUUGGGCCGGCCGUGUCCUCAGUCAAGGCCGCUGGUCCAGCACCACAUCCUACCGGCGCGCAGGGAAUCAAGCGCGAGAGAGACGGCGCAGACGACGAUCACGAGCCUGUCAACCAGAGCCAGCAGAAGAGAGUCAGAGACGCAGACGACCCUCAGGACCAAAAACAGGCUGCCCCCGACGUUCCACCCCAUCGCGUUCUGAUUCUCCACAAUCUGCCGCCGGAAGUGACCGAGGCUGCCCUCGAGACGCUGUUCAAGCAGUACCCGGGUCUGAUCGACGUACGGCUGGUGCCGGGCAAAUCUGGUCUGGCCUUUGUCGAGUACGAGCAGGACAGCCAAGGCGCCGUUGCCCGAACAGGCCUGAACGGCUUCAAGCUUACCCAAAACUACAGCUUGGUAGUAGAAUAUGCCAAAAAGUAGAAAAAGUAGACCUCAGCGCACCCCGUCCCUCCCUGCACAUGCCGCUGCCCCACUGGCGGCGUCGCUGCUGUUGCGCAGGUCCGCGAGCAAAUACAGCUUUGGUUUCACCCCCGUCAUACAAGUAAAAGCCCAUCUCAGGGACCGAUGGCAUCGGGAC